Molecule: messenger RNA, 3913 nt
Organism: Synchiropus splendidus (mandarinfish)
Lineage: Eukaryota; Metazoa; Chordata; Actinopteri; Syngnathiformes; Callionymidae
Gene: agpat5
Product: 1-acylglycerol-3-phosphate O-acyltransferase 5 (lysophosphatidic acid acyltransferase, epsilon)
Exons: 8
Coding region: 403-1500 (365 amino acids)
Biological process (GO): regulation of heme biosynthetic process
Cellular component (GO): mitochondrial membrane; endomembrane system; mitochondrion
Molecular function (GO): acyltransferase activity
Source: RefSeq, a predicted model, not a curated record
UGGAGGAGGCGUGUGUGACAUUUGCUGCUAGUAGCUAGGGGUAGCGAAAAUAUGUUGCCUUAUAGUGUUGGAACAGACGCCACAACUUAACUUUAUCUCUCCUUCAUCAUGUGGACAAUUUUUCGGUUGUAUUCGAAAGGCUGAAAAAGCUUUAGUAGUCGCUUAUUUUUAACUUGUACUGUACUCGCAGUCGGGUGUUGAGGUCGUUGCACUGCUCAAAUGUUAAUCCUCAUCACUUAGCUGCUCUUAGUAUCUUUAUUUUUAAUAUUCCUGUGUGAAUGGCGGCUGUAAUUCAGCUCGCUCUCUCAGGCUGACAGGUCCUGGUUACCGGUGUACCUUUUCCAAUCGCUUUAUAUUCCACUUCAGGGAUUUUCUUGUGUAACUACAGAAGAGGUGUCCAGCAUGCUGCUCUCUCUGGUUGUCCACACUUACUCGCUGCGGUACUGGUUCCCAGCCACCGUCAUGCUGGGCACUGCCCCGGUCUACGUGCUCUCCUGGGCGGCCUGGAGGUUCCUCUCCAGCGCCCUUCCUGCCAGGUUGUACCACCAGUUUGACGAUAGACUGUACCACAUCUACCAGAGCAUGGUCCUGUUCUUUUUUGAAAACUACACAGGAGUGGAGAUUAUCAUAUACGGAGAUAUACCAAAAAGCAAAGAGAAUGUCAUCUACCUGUCCAAUCAUCAAUGUACAGCUGACUGGAUUAUUGCAGACAUGCUAGCCAUUCGACAGAGCGCCCUGGGUCACGUCAGAUACGUUCUCAAAGAUGGACUCAAGUGGCUGCCGUUGUAUGGCUUUUAUUUUUCUCAGCAUGGAGGAGUCUAUGUCAAACGAAGUGCCAAGUUUAAUGAAAAGGCGAUGAGGAAGAAACUCAUCCGUCAAACUCAGGCCGGAGCACCAAUGUACCUUGUCAUCUUCCCUGAGGGAACUCGAUAUAAUCCAGACCUCAAGAAUGUUAUCGCUGACAGUCAGGCUUUUUCAGCGAAAGAAGGCCUUGGCAUUCUGAAACACACACUCACGCCAAGAAUGAAAGCAUCCCAUGUAGCCAUCGAGACCAUGAGGGAUCAUCUUCAUGCAGUUUAUGACGUCACAGUCGCCUAUGAGUCAAAGCAGUUUGCCAAAGGUCAGAGGAAACCAGCACCUUCAAUGCCAGAAUUCCUGUGUAAAGAAUGUCCCCGGGUCCACAUACACUUCGAACGUGUGGACAUAAAGGAAAUUCCUUCGGAGCCGCUGUUUUUCCGCCGGUGGCUGCACGAGCGGUUUGAAAUCAAGGACCAGUUGCUGUCGGAUUUCUACGAGUCAGAGGAGGCAGAUAAACUAUGCAGCUUCCCAGGGAAAAGAAGACUGUCUCCCCUGGGUCUCUCCAAAACCUUGCCCUCCCUGAUGGUCCUGGGAGGACUCACUCUGCCUCUGCUGUUGACGGAGUGCGGCAGGAAACUGUACGUGAGGACCUGGGUGUAUGGAACCCUGCUGGGCUGGCUGUGGGUCAACGCUUUUCCUUAACAAAGACGCACAAAAAAACACGCAGACGGUGCCAUGUUUCUGUAUCCCGAUGUGCUGCGGAGAGGAAUCCGAUCAGCGGCGCAGAUUCCCUCCUCGUCUGGUCUCAAUCUUUGAGACGAACAGCUACAGACUUUUGUGCACUUUGUUGUCUCGCUGUCUUCAGACUGGCAGCCUGUUAUUAUGAGCAAGCAAAAGUAGAUUUGUUCGAGUUCUUGUCUCAUCGCCGAGGACCACCCUGUUAUUAACGUUUGUAUUGAAAUAGACACUUGCAUGAUGGUGGUGAGAUCAAUAUUGGCCGAUCCCAAGCCUUGUUUCUGACAAGUGACGCCAGUGGGACUAUUAUUCUUGUCGUCAAAAUCCCGAUCGAGCCAGAAUAGCAUUCAUUCUUUAGACACGUCUCGCGCAUAUAAACCGUCAUUUCCCAACAUGAAUGGAUCGGCUGACAUGGUCCUCACACUCCAGCGAGCUUGUCCUCGCUGCCUGUGACAUUUAUAAUCAUUAUUACAGUCACUCAGCCCUGCAGCUCUGAUGCUCAGUUUUAUGACUGCAGAUGUUCUUCACUGGUUUAUCUCGUUUUUUUUUUGUUUUUUUUUUAUUCUGAAUGUAGCUAUGAAGCGAAUAUGCAUUUAUCAUUUUUUAACUACUCACAGACUGCCUGUGCUGCUGCACCUAUUUAACUCUUAACAAGCCAGCGCUGGCCUGUUGGAGGCAGGGGAUAGUAGUGUUCAUGCAAGUUUGACACGCCGUGACCUCAUGCUUGUUUGCAGCACUUCCUAUAGCUUUUUCUCCAGGUAGGAGAAACUGGCACUUUGGUUUAUUUUCAUUUUGCCACGGGAGGUGAACAUGUUGUGUUUUGGUGAAACAUGCCGCUUCGUGUUCUUUCCUUUGUUAGGGCCUUUAAAUGGCAAAAGAAAGGAGUGAUGGCAGAUUUUCAAGUUUCAAGCAUGAAAAAGAGGCUGUUAAAAAAAUAUGUUGAGCUGUAGUCUGCCCAAGGCCAUUACUGAUUAUUUUUCGCAAGUGUGUUGAGAGCCCAAGAAACACUUUGAUUCUACCGUAGUGUGUAGAAGUGUCUACCGAAUUGCUUUGAGUAGAUGAAAACAUUUGUAAUCCAAAUUUUCCCAAAUUAUUUUAUGUUUUUCUGAGUGAGAUUCAGCAACGCCGUUUGAAUACUGACCAUCUAUACAAGGUGUUACAGGAUAAAACAGAACAAUAGAUUUACAAUGUACUUAGUUAAAAGUCACGUACUAAUAAUUUGAGAAAAGUUUUUGACAAUAGUUGUACUGGAUUUGAUUGAGUAAAACAAGGAGGACUUGCUUUAGGUAUUUAGACUGAGACCUGUGCCAAAAUUAUAAAUAUAAAAAAUAUUGUUCAUAUUUAUCUAAAAAAAAUAGUAUACUAAUAUAAUUAAAAUGUGGUAACCUGACACAUCUGUCCUGUAAUGCCUUGUUUUCUUUUCUUUUUUUUCCAUCUUUCAUAUUUAACUUCUCAUCUAUCACUUUAAAAACCUUGAUAUGCUGAUAUAUCUUUCUGUGGAGGGUGAUACACUCUUCUCCUCUUGAAAUAUAAGUAUACUCUCAUUGAGUUUAGCCUGGUCCCAACAAGCACUUACAAGUUGUAAAACUAUAUUUAUGCCAGUGUUUUGGGUCAAAUGUAUGGAAUGCUGAGAGUGAAAUAAGAUGCUACGUACACUUCCUUGGCAAAGUUUGCUCAUAAAUUCGCAUGUCAAUGUGUAUCUUAGUCAUAGUUAGUCUGUCUGUCAUUGCCAAAAUCCUGUGUAUUUGCCAUGACGCUGGUUUAAAAUAAGCAAUAAUUCAUUGGCAAAUGGAAAAAAAAUGAUGUGUUGUGUCGUUCAGUUGUCUGUUUUACGUGACGUGUCACACUUUCAGGAAUGUUGCUCCAAGAAAACGCAGAGAAGCCAUGAUGACGGUCAACCAGGUUCCUGUGCACUCAAAGCCAUUUGUACUUUAACAUUGUUCUGUGAAGUGCACAGUGUUGAUGGUGUUGUAUUGUCACUUUAUACAUUCUCAGUGUUCGAUUAUUAUUAUUUUUUUUUUCCCAGUGCGGAUGGUUAAUGUCCUGGUUGUUACUCGUCACUCCUAUACCUCAUUAGAAGACUCUGUCCCUGGUUUCCUGCUUGUCAGCACUUUUCUAGCCUAUUUCUAUCCUGACAAGGUCAACAUCAGGAAACUCUGUAGACUCUAUUGAGAUGCCAACUGUUUGGAAACGUGUGCCUUCCCUUCAAGGAGUCCAUCCUCAGUGGAUGCUUCCCACAUGGGACUCCAUGGAGGCGGUCACCUCUUCUACAGCUCAUAGUGGCUUAUUUUGCUCUUCAGAAACUUGGGUUUACACUUUUGUGAGAAUUAUUAUAAUGUUGAUUUGAUAUGCUCUGGUGUUGGGGGGAUGAUGUGAAAUA